CGCCAUGGAUGAGUCAACCUUACGCGAAGGGUCGGAAAUCAUAAUCAAAAGGACGAACGGGCAACUCCAACGGGCGAUCAUCGCCUCGAUCGACUUCGAAAUUCAAUGCGUCAACGUCGAGUGGAGCGAAAACGACGAAAUUAAAGGGAAAGAAGUCCAUUUCAAUCACGUGCUCAACCUCAAUCCCGCAGGGGUGCUGAAACCCAAACCGGACCCUAUAAGGGAAAGUUUCGUCCCGCGUUUAAGCGCAGUGAAUUUUGAAAAACGCCAGCAGGAAGAGCAUCACGGCGACGCCAAGAGACGAACUAUCUUCACAGCGAAAUCCGCUAGGUCGCAUGUUGAAGCACCCGCUAACACCACGAGAUGCACAAAGACCGCCAGACGUAAGAAUAUCCCUGAAGCGAAAACGAAGACCGAAGAAGCAACCGCCAGGAUUCCUAGCGAUUCUCGGAUAGGAUUAAGGGAGAUGAUUUGUGAUUUCAGACGCAACAUUCAGUUUAACAGCGUGUCGGAAAACGAUAUCCCAGCGGAAGACCACUUGAUAAAAGUCGUGGUUAGGAAACGACCUCUGAGCAAAAUCGAAGCGCUGAAGCAGGAAAUCGACAUCGUGACGAUCGCCGACCUAAACCGGGUGAUUGUUCACGAACCGAAAGUGAAGUUCGAUUUGAGAAAGUAUUUGGAGAACCACGUGUUUAGGUACGAUUGCGUUUUGGACGAGAAAUGCUCAAACGAAAUGGUUUACCAGCACACGGCUCAGCCAUUGGUCAAAACGGUUUUCGACGGAGGGUUUGCUACGUGUUUCGCCUACGGUCAGACUGGCUCGGGGAAAACGUUCACGAUGAGCGGUAGUGCUGAGAAAAAAGGUAUCUACGCACUGUCGGCGGCGGACGUAUUCAGACAAGUUAACUCUCCCAAAUUCCGGAACCGCAGGUUGGCAAUCUCGUGCAGUUUCUUCGAAAUCUACGGCAAGCAGGGCUUCGAUCUCUUGAACAAGCGACGCAAACUGAGGAUUCUCGAAGAUGGCCGACAGCUGGUCCAGAUCGUCGGGUUAACGGAGAAGGGGGUGACGAGGGAGAGCGACAUUCUGGAGCUCAUAGCACUCGGAGGCGAGGAAAGGUCGGCGGGACAGACGUCGAAGAAUUUCCAAUCGUCCAGGUCCCACGCCAUCUUCCAAAUAUUCCUGAGGACCAAGGACGUGCCGAUCAGACUACACGGGAAAUUCUCGCUGGUCGAUUUAGCGGGAAACGAGAGAGGGGCGGAUACGUCACUGUCGACGAAAGUCACCCGUAUCGAAGGUGCGGAAAUUAACCAAAGCCUGCUGUCGCUGAAGGAGUGCAUCAGAGCGAUGGGCCGGAAAAGUGGAUAUUUACCGUUUAGAGCGUCGAAACUGACACAAGUUCUGAGGGAUUCUUUCGUCGGGGCGAACUCCAAGACCUGCAUGAUAGCUCUGAUAUCGCCGGGGAUGGAUUGUUGCGAGAACACGCUCAACACUCUACGAUACGCCGACAGAGUGAAAGAAUUGGGCAAAGAUUACGGCGGCAGCUUCGAGAGUGACAAUCGGUUAAAUUCGCGUCAGGGUGCGUUCGGGACGUGUUCGAGGAGGUUCGCGAACGGCGACAAACGUUUGUCGCUCAACGAGGAACUGGUCGAAAUUUUGAAUAACGCUUCCCAAGACGCUUACGAUCUGUUGACGAGAUGUCACACAAGCAACUAUUCGUCCGACAUGAAAACUGUGAUAGAUUACGCGGUUUGUGCUUUGGAAAAAAUCAAGUCGGCGAUAGACGCUUGCUCGAUGGUGACGUGA
Molecule: messenger RNA, 1804 nt
Organism: Cylas formicarius (sweet potato weevil)
Lineage: Eukaryota; Metazoa; Arthropoda; Insecta; Coleoptera; Brentidae
Product: kinesin-like protein Klp10A
Exons: 2
Coding region: 5-1804 (599 amino acids)
Biological process (GO): microtubule-based movement
Molecular function (GO): microtubule binding; microtubule motor activity; ATP binding
Source: RefSeq, a predicted model, not a curated record